Molecule: messenger RNA, 2597 nt
Organism: Vicia villosa (hairy vetch)
Lineage: Eukaryota; Viridiplantae; Streptophyta; Magnoliopsida; Fabales; Fabaceae
Product: root phototropism protein 3-like
Exons: 5
Coding region: 339-2381 (680 amino acids)
Molecular function (GO): protein binding
Source: RefSeq, a predicted model, not a curated record
UUUUUUAGAGAGACAUGUAUGGUCAAUCUCAAGCCUAAAAAGAAAAUAUUUUGUACUUAAACAUUACACAAAUCAAAAAGAAUGAAAUAGAAACUCAUGAUACAUCAUUAUCAACAACACUCUAAAUAUGUUCAUUUUGACUCAACUUAUUGUGAGAUUGAGAGUGAAAUAAAUAUAGAAUAUGACAUUUUUGAGAUAAGUCCAAACACCCAAUAUGGGUUGCUACUCCUUUAUAUAAACUUUGAUAUUCACCUUUAUUCUCUCUCUCACUCAAAGCUUUUCUAUAUUUAGCCUAAUACAUAGUAUCACAUUAUUGUGAAUCUGAUUUUUGCUUCAGCAUGUGGGAAUCAGAAGGUGUAACACCAAAUGGAAGGGAAUAUGGAGGUGAUGUUCUUACCUCAACCAAACAUGGUGUUAAGAUUGAAGGCUUUUAUCAAAGAGCCAACUCUUGGUAUGUUUCUGCUGAUAUUCCAAGUGAUCUUCAUGUCCAAAUUGGAGAAGCCAACUUCCACUUGCACAAGUAUCCUUUGCUAUCUAGAAGUGGAAAGCUGAACAGAAUGCUAUACGAUUCUCGCGAGCCCGAGUUGAAUAAGAUAGCCAUGGAUGAUCUACCAGGAGGGCCUGAAGCUUUUGAGCUUGCAGCCAAGUUCUGCUAUGGAGUGGCUAUUGAUUUGACAGCAAGCAACAUUUCAGGCCUAAGAUGUGCUUCUGAGUAUCUUGAAAUGACUGAGGAUCUAGAAGAAGGGAAUCUUAUAUUCAAAACCGAAGCUUUUCUUAGCUAUGUUGUUUUGUCGUCGUGGAGAGACUCGAUCGUCGUGUUGAAGAACUCGGAGAAGUUGUCACCGUGGGCUGAAAAUCUUCAAAUUGUUCGAAGAUGCAGCGAGUCUAUUGCUUGGAAAGCUUGUGCUAAUCCAAAAGGAAUAAGGUGGUCGUAUACCGGAAGGCCACAUAAAGUUUCAAGCCCGAAUUGGAGCGAAAUGAAAGACUCGAGCCCGAGUAGGAAUCAACUCGUUCCACCUGAUUGGUGGUUCGAAGAUGUUUCGAUCCUUAGGAUUGAUCACUUUGUCAGAGUCAUUACUGCUAUUAAGGUGAAAGGUAUGAGAUUUGAACUGAUCGGCGCUGGAAUAAUGCAUUACGCGACUAAAUGGCUACCAGGACUGGCAGCGAACGAGACUUCAAUCCAAGGAGAGGAAACAAGCAUCAACAGUAGUAGUAGUUUUAGUAGCGGCGGCGAUAAUGGUAGCUGGAAAGGUGGACUUCAUAUGAUUGUUGCUGGAACUAGAGAUGAAACUUCAAGUCUUCAAACUAAGGAUCAAAGGAUGGUUAUUGAAAGUCUCAUCAGCAUAAUUCCGCCGCAGAAAGACAGCGUCUCGUGUAGCUUCCUUCUCAGGCUUCUGAGAAUGGCAAACAUGUUAAAGGUUGCGCACGCGUUGAUUACUGAUUUAGAGAAAAGGGUCGGAAUGCAAUUCGAGCAAGCUACACUUUCUGAUCUCCUAAUUCCUUGCUAUGAUAAAAGCGAGACUAAGUUCGAUGUGGAUCUUGUUCAGAGGCUUUUGGAGCAUUUUCUUAUUCAAGAACAAACUGAAGGUUGUAGUCCAAGUAGACAAACCUUUUCUGAUCACAAGCAUGUGGGAGGUAACUUGAAUGCCAAGGCAAGAGUGGCAAGACUUGUGGACAGUUAUCUUACUGAGGUAUCAAGAGAUAGGAACCUUUCAUUGACAAAAUUUCAGGUUCUCGCUGAAGCUUUACCUGAAUCGGCUCGAGUUUCUGAUGAUGGACUAUACCGAGCUAUAGAUUCAUAUCUCAAGGCACAUCCUACACUAACCGAGCACGAAAGGAAACGUCUCUGUCGCGUAAUGGAUUGUCAAAAACUCUCCAUUGACGCGUGCAUGCACGCCGCUCAAAACGAAAGGCUUCCGUUAAGGGUAGUAGUGCAAGUUCUAUUCUCUGAGCAAAUCAAAAUAAGCAAUGCACUAGCCAACAACAGCUCUCUAAAAGGCGCUGGCGGAGGCGGAGGCGGAGGCGUUGAAUCUCAGUACCAACCAAUGGUAACAAACAGGAAAACACUUCUCGAAGGGACGCCGCAAUCGUUCCAAGAAGGAUGGACAACAGCUAAGAAAGACAUCAACACACUAAAGUUUGAACUUGAGAGUGUUAAAACAAAGUAUUUGGAGCUUCAACAUGAUAUGGAAAAUCUGCAGAAGAAUUUCGACAAGGUGAUGAAGCAAAAACACACAUCAGCUUGGACUAGCGGGUGGAAGAAACUGAGCAAACUCACAAAAAUGACAAAUGGAGAGAAUCAUGAUAUAGGUAAUCACAUUCCAUCUUCUGAAGAACAGAUCAAAAAGAAUGCUAGAAGAUGGAGAAACUCAAUAUCUUGAGAAACAUCAAUUUCUCAAUUUCUUCAGAAUUUGUUGUUUGAACUUUCUUGUUCUUUUUUUGUCAGAAUUCAUUUCUUUUCUACUUUUGGACUAGUUCAAUUAUUUUUUAAUGAGAAUUCUAUGAAAUUCAAAUAACAUGUAAUUUGUGAUAAAGUUUAAUCAUAAUUUUCUUGUGUGUAAUCAUAAUUUAUGGAAGUUCAACAACAACAAAAAAGG